UCAUAGAAACUUGUAUUGUGUAAAAGGGCACUUCCUACCAUCCAAUCCCAUGCCUUGGGAUUGGCACCUGAUCGUUUUCUGAGAUAUAAACAAGGCUGGGCUUGUUGUUGCUUCACUGUGAUUUGUAAGAGUGAUCUGUCAGUUAUCUUCCUCAUUCAGUGAAAGCGUUCGGUCUGUGAUCCAUUCCUGAAGAUGGGAUCUCUGGUCAGAAUCCUCCUGCUGUGCUGUGUGACCUGGGCAGCCCAGGGAACAGGUGAAGAGGAUUCAAGGCCAUUGUUGGAGACAAAGUAUGGAAAACUUCUGGGGAAAAUGAAUGUUGUGAAAGGGACAGAUCGGAGCGUACACGCGUUUCUGGGAAUCCCCUUUGCGAAGCCUCCAGUGGGCGAGUUAAGAUUUGCUCCCCCACAGCCACCUCUACCUUGGGACUCUGUCAGGGAUGCAACUAAUCAUCCACCCAUGUGUUUACAAAACCCGGCUGCCAUGGAAUCCCUUAACGAGUAUUUGAAAGGCGCUGUUCGCUUCCCCCCUAUUUCUGAGGACUGUUUAAUGCUUAAUGUUUUCACACCAGCUGAUCGAGGACAGGAUGCCCGGCUUCCCGUUAUGGUGUUUAUUCAUGGAGGGGGACUUACAAACGGAGGAGUUUCCAUAUACGACGGAUCUGCACUGUCUGCCUACGAGAAUGUAGUUAUGGUGACAAUCCAGUACAGACUGGGAUUGCUGGGAUUCCUCAGUACCGGUGAUGAUGAAGCACCUGGCAACUAUGGGUUUUUGGAUCAGGUUGCAGCUCUUCAGUGGGUCCAGGAAAACAUUGAGAAUUUCGGAGGGGACCCAAAGUCUGUCACCAUAUUUGGGGAAUCCGCAGGAGGUGUGAGUGUUGCUGCUCUGGUUUUGUCUCCCUUAUCCAAGGGUUUGUUCCACAGAGCCAUCGCAGAGAGUGGAUGUGCUCUAUUUCCCUCACUCAUGGCUACCACAUCCGAGAUCAAGUUUUUUUUAAAUGCAAUAACCAAUAUAACUAGCUGUGACCCAACUGCAGUGGUGGAAUGUCUGAAGGGGAAGACUGAAGAAGAGCUGCUUGAAUUCGUUGUAGCCAUGAAUUUAAUUGCCUUACCUGGAGCAGUGGACGGGGUGUUUCUUCCCAAACCUGCCGAAGAGAUCUUGGCCAACAAAGAGAGUAAUGAUGUUCCCUUAAUGAUUGGAGUCACUGAGCAGGAGUUUGGCUGGAUCAUUCCAAAGAUUAUGAAUAUUAGUGGAUUGAGGGAAGGUAUGGACAGAACUACAGUCGAGUCGAUUCUGCAAGUCAUUCCUUUUUUGAAUACCGUUCCCGGUAUACUUUCUUUGGCGAUGGAUGAGUACAUUGGGGACACUAGUGACCUUUCCGAAAUCCGCAACCGAUUUCUGGAUUUAUGUGGAGACGCCUUGUUUGUCAUUCCAGCCCUAAAGACGGCUAAAUAUCACCGAGAUUCUGGUUUUCCUGUCUUUUUCUACGAAUUCAAGCACCGUCCAUCAUUGUUUGAAGACUCAAAGCCAGAUUUUGUUACAGCAGAUCAUGCAGAUGAACUUCUGUUUGCCUUCGGAGGCCCGUUCUUGUCUGAUAUGGAACUAUUAAGUGGUGAUAUGACAGACGAAGAAGAGACCCUCAGUAAAAAUGUCAUGAAAUAUUGGGCCAACUUUGCUCGAAAUGGUGAUCCAAAUGGACCAGGUCUGGCCAAGUGGCCAAAAUAUGACGAAGAUGAAUAUUAUCUGCAAAUUAACCUUGAACAAAAAGCAUCAAAUAAGCUAAAACAUGAAAGAUUUGAGUUUUGGACCAAGACACUUCCUGAGAAAAUCCAACAGUUAUCAGCAGGAGAUCAUACCGAGUUAUAAACUGCUCAACAUUUUGUCUCAUAUACACAAUUUCCUAUUCAAUA
This is a messenger RNA of Pelobates fuscus (common spadefoot toad), 1907 nucleotides long. Its product is annotated as fatty acyl-CoA hydrolase precursor, medium chain-like. The record is from RefSeq and is a predicted model, not a curated record. The transcript is spliced from 13 exons. NCBI's taxonomy places the organism in Eukaryota, Metazoa, Chordata, Amphibia, Anura, Pelobatidae. Bases 193 to 1863 code for a protein of 556 amino acids.